CCAUCAAUUGAUAAGAGUAACACAGGGACUUCCUUUCCUCCAUGUCUUACUCUCUUCUCUCUCACCAUUUAAACCCUACCAUCAUUUUCUGAAGGGACUUUUGGCUCACUGGUGUGAAAAAAGGAAGAAGAUAAAGUGCAGAGGACAUAUGCCUUAGUGGAUGUUGAAGUUCUUGAGUGAGAUUGUUUCGUAUUAGUUCUAAAGUUGUGAUCUUUUCUGAUUAUGGUACCUAAUUUGUAUGCCUAUGAAAUUUGAUUUUUGGUGUCGGUGGAGUUGACCAUACUGGAAAAAAUCGUUAGCAAGAACAAGAACAAGAACAGAACCCUCAAGAACAAACCUCUCACUUUCUCUUUCGAAGAAAAAAGUUGUUGAUCGACCUUUCAGAAGAAUCAGUAGAUGAUUACUUUCUAGUUCAGUUCCCUGUGCAGUAGAAUUUCGGAGAUGAGUUUGAUAUCACGACUGAGGCAUCAUUUGCCCGGUGUACUCUUGAGACAAUCUGUUCCAUCCAAUGUGUCCGACUCCUGUUUCGUUACCUCAUCUGUGUUUACUCGACACUUCGCUCAGCCUGCUAGGAAAGAGGAAGAGGAGGAGGAGGAAGUAGUCGAGAUUGACCAGAGAAAGCUUCCAGCUGAUUACGAUCCUGCAAAUUUUGAUCCUACCGAGCAUCGUAGUCCUCCAUCAGAUAGGGUAUGGAAGCUCGUGGACGAAGUUUCAGGACUUACAUUGGUUGAAGUUGCAGAACUGUCUUCGAUUAUCAUGAAGAAGUUGGGUAUGACCGAGCAACCAAUGGUCGGUGUUAUGAAAGCCGGGGCUGCUGGAUUGGCGGCAGCAGCUAUGAAGGGACCAGAAGCAGCUAAGGAGGAAAAGAAACCGGAGAAAACUGUUUUUGAACUUAAACUGGAGUCCUACGAGUCUGCUCAAAAGAUAAAGAUAAUCAAAGAGGUUCGUAGUUUUACUGAUUUGGGACUCAAGGAAGCGAAGGACUUAGUCGAGAAAACUCCUGCCGUUUUCAAGAAGGGAGUAUCAAAGGAAGAAGGCGAACAAAUAAUUGAAAAAAUGAAAGCCGUUGGAGCAAAAGUUGUCAUGGAAUGACGAUGAACCAAACAUCUCGUCUCAUAUCAGGUUCAUCCUAAAGCAUUUUGCAACUCGAUUAUAUUUCGUUCAGCUUUAUGCAGUUUUUGUAGUCGGCUUUUCAUUCCUUCUCCAAAACUACUCGGUGUGGCUCACGAAUAAUCUUGUCCAUCGUGUUUGAUUACAUGCUUAGCUGAAGAUGAACGCGAUUUAGUUGAAGUCUAUUGUUCUUUGAUUCUACUGUGCUGUUUACGAUUCUUUUCUUAUCGAUAGUUGAUUUGGAAGGAACUGUGUUCUUACUGUGCUCGUUGCAUCUAAUAUACGCGAGGGACAUGGACUUCCCUCUCUUGCUUCAA
Messenger RNA from Capsicum annuum, 1427 nucleotides. Its product is annotated as 50S ribosomal protein L7/L12. The transcript is spliced from 5 exons. Gene Ontology annotation, molecular function: structural constituent of ribosome. Gene Ontology annotation, biological process: translation. The coding region runs from base 442 to 1092 and encodes 216 amino acids. Lineage: Eukaryota; Viridiplantae; Streptophyta; Magnoliopsida; Solanales; Solanaceae. The record is from RefSeq and is a predicted model, not a curated record. Gene Ontology annotation, cellular component: ribosome.